Molecule: messenger RNA, 1419 nt
Organism: Chelmon rostratus (copperband butterflyfish)
Lineage: Eukaryota; Metazoa; Chordata; Actinopteri; Chaetodontiformes; Chaetodontidae
Gene: bin2a
Product: bridging integrator 2a
Exons: 11
Coding region: 1-1419 (472 amino acids)
Biological process (GO): podosome assembly; phagocytosis, engulfment; plasma membrane tubulation
Cellular component (GO): phagocytic cup; podosome; plasma membrane
Molecular function (GO): protein binding; phospholipid binding
Source: RefSeq, a predicted model, not a curated record
AUGGCCGAGAGCACGAGUCCAAAAGGCAGCUCUGGUGACAUUGCUAAAAAAAUCCAAAGACAGCUGAGCAGAGGCAAAGAAAAGGUGCUGCAAAGGCUGGGAAAGACGGUGGAGAGCAGAGAUGACCAGUUUGAACAUUCUCUCCGACAGUUUAAUGACCAGCAGACUGAUGGGAACCGAAUAUACAAAGACCUGAGGAACUACAUUAAUGCAGUGAGAGACAUGCGCGAGGCCUCCAGGCGCCUUUCUCAGUCUCUGUUUGAUUCUUAUGAAACUGACUGGGUUGGAGAGGAAGAUUUAGGAGCCAUUGUCGAGGGGGAGGACCUCCUGUGGAAUGACUACGAGGUGAAGCUGUUAGACCAGGCCGUCCGCACCAUGGAGUCCUAUGUGGGCCAAUUCCCAGAUGCCAGGGAGAAAAUAGCCAAAAGGGGGAGAAAACUGGUCGACUACGACUCUUCCCGUCACCACCUGGAGGCACUGCAGACUGCUAAGAAGAGGGAUGAUAUCAAGAUAACCAAGGCAGAAGAGGAGAUGAAUGCUGCCAAAAGUAUCUAUGAAGGCAUCAACAAUGAGUUAAAAGAAGAGCUGCCUGUGCUUUAUGAAAGCCGCAUUGGAUGCUACAUUACAGUCUUCUCCUCUUUGUCAAAUUUACGAGACAUCUUCUAUAAGGAAAUGAGCACGCUCAACGCUGAUCUACAGAACGUGUUAAAGGAGCUGCAGGCCCAGCACCCGGACAAAGUGUUUGCUGUGAAAGGACUGCAACGGUAUGGCUCCCUGAAGAGACGAACUCUGAUGUCUCCUAAGGCCUGGAAAGCCAGCUUUUCUGAGUUUCACAGGAGCUAUAAUCCUAAAUUUGGCCAGAGGUUUAGUUUCAAGUCCCCGGACAAACCUCGCCACAGCAGUCUGUCCAGAGACAGCAGCUUCAUUGGAGUCUCUUCGCAAUCACCUUACCGGGAGGACCUCUCCUCUCAGUCCAGCGACCUGGACUCAGGAUUGAGCCACAGUGAGAUCCACAGCUCACUCGCAGAAGAAGACACUGCAGCGGGGACGGCUGUAAGCGAGUCGAGAGAAGACAGCAAUCAGGUGGAAGAGGAGAAGGGCAUGAAGGAAGAGGAGUCUGGGCCUAAGCCUCCUGCAGAGUCUGACCACAAGGGAGAUGGUGAGAAAGCUCCAAGUGAGAGCAGCUCUGAACUGAACAACUCCUGUGAUUCGGAGAGCCUGGAGCUCCAGCUGUCUGCAGCAGACAACGGCCCGCUGCACAUCGAAGAAACAGAGGACACCGCAGCAGACCUCGAAACUCCUAAACCAAACGGGCUGGAGAAUGGUGAAGUUUCUGGGUUUAAGGACCCGAGUGUUGCUCACAAGGACGCUCCUGUAGAAAAACAGGCAUCCCUGGAUGCAAAAACCACAACGGUUUAA